ACUACAAUUUUAAUAACACCCUCCUUCUCCAACUCAAAGUCCUAACUCGCUCUCUCGACUGUGUUUGUUAGGGUUUCAUGUUCCAAUCCAAUGGAUGCUCCACUGCAAUCGGUGCCGGUGGUGAUUCCCUCUGAUCUCAUCGCCAUAAUCCUAACAUUCCUUCCCGUGAAAACCAUCACACAACUCAAGCUUGUAUCAAAAUCAUGGAACACUCUCAUAACCUCUCCAUCUUUCAUCAAAAUUCACCUCAACCAAUCAUCACAAAACCCUAAUUUCAUCCUCACACCUUCUCGAAAACAAUACUCCAUCAACAAUGUACUAUCUGUACCCAUUCCUCGUUUACUCACCGGAAACACCGUUUCCGGUGACACUUACCACAAUAUCUUGAACAAUGAUCAUCAUUUCCGUGUCGUUGGCUCUUGCAAUGGAUUACUCUGUUUGCUCUUUAAAUCUGAAUUCAUUACGCAUCUUAAAUUCAGGUUCCGUAUUUGGAACCCCGCAACGAGAACAAUAUCGGAAGAAUUAGGGUUUUUUCGCAAAUAUAAACCUCUGUUUGGUGGAGUUUCCAGAUUCACUUUUGGUUGUGAUUAUUUAAGAGGUACUUACAAGCUAGUGGCACUUCAUACAGUCGAGGAUGGAGAUGUAAUGAGAAGCAAUGUGAGAGUUUUCAAUUUAGGUAAUGAUGAUAGUGAUAAAUGUUGGAGAAAUAUUCCCAAUCCUUUUGUCUGUGCUGAUGGUGUGCAUUUGAGUGGUACUGUUAACUGGUUGUCUCUUCGCGAAGAUGCAAGAUACAUUGAAGGAUCGAUGGAACCAUUGACUCCUCAUGUUGACCAUUUCCUGAUUGCUUCGCUUGAUCUUUCCACCGAGACAUACAAAUAUUUGUUGCUUCCCAAGGGUUUUAAAGAGUUGCCAUGUGCUGAGCCAUAUCUUCGGGUUCUGUUGGAUUGCCUUUGCUUUUUGCAUGAUUUUAGGAAAACUGAAUUUGUUAUAUGGCAAAUGAAGGAGUUUGGAGUUCGGGAGUCUUGGACUCGGUUAUUCAAAAUUCCUUACGUUGAUCUUCAGAUGCUUAACCUUCCGAUUGAUGUUCAAUACUUGAAUGAGUACCCAAUGUUGCCGUUAUACAUUUCUAAGAAUGGAGAUAAAGUGAUAUUAACAAAUGAGAAAGAUGACGCCACAAUUAUCUAUAAUAAGAGGGAUAAGAGAGUAGAUAGAGCUAGAAUUUCCAACGAAAUUCAUUGGUUCUCUGCCAUGGAUUACGUUGAAAGCUUAGUUCCGACUCCUUGGAAGUCUGGAUAUAUAGAGGCAGAGGCAGAGGCAGAGGAAGAGGAAGAGGAAGAGAAAGAUGAGGAUGAAGAUGAGAAUGAGGAUGAAGAUGAAGAUGAGGAUGAAGAUGAAGAGGUAGCGGGAGGGUUUUUCUUUAUGAUGAUCAAGUAAGUGUGGCAUUGAUCUUGAAGUUGAUGGAUGGGGGAUGAUUUGUUAUCUGAAAAUGGACUGCUCUUGAUAUUGAUGGAUAGGAUGAUUUGUACCAGAUUAUGAUUAUGUACUAGUAUCAUCAAAGCAUAGGAAAGAAGUAGGAAUUCGUUAUCUUCACCUUGACUUGGAUCUUUAGUAGUUUUGAAGUUGAUAUACGACAUAUGAACCUAUAUAUUAGCUUAUGAAAAUUGUUGCUCACUUGUUUGACUAAAAAAUUCUAAUAAUUUUGUUUUUAUUUUGAUAUAUGAUUUGGAUCUUUAGUUAUGUUGAAGUUCAUAUAUGACAUGUGAACUUAUAUUUUAGCUUA
Molecule: messenger RNA, 1780 nt
Organism: Medicago truncatula (barrel medic)
Lineage: Eukaryota; Viridiplantae; Streptophyta; Magnoliopsida; Fabales; Fabaceae
Product: F-box/kelch-repeat protein At3g23880
Exons: 2
Coding region: 91-1434 (447 amino acids)
Molecular function (GO): protein binding
Source: RefSeq, a predicted model, not a curated record